AUGCAAAUCUGCAAGAUAAACGAUUGCGUUGAACCAUUUUCAAAAUUCCCACUCUCUAAAACGGCAGCGUUUAAUUUUAUCUUCUAUCCAGAUCUAGUUAAACCCUUCAGAAAAAACCCCAGCCAAAACCAGCCAUGCUCUGUGGUUUUCAACAAUGGCUUUAUCUGCAAGAACUCCUCAAACCCUUAUCAACCCGGACCUCCGAAACCCUAUCCGGACCAAAAUACGAAACCCCAAUUCCCCAUGUUUCUCAAAAAAACGCAAACCCCUCCAAAUCUCCUCAACGCAACCUCAGCAGCAGCUCUCAUUCCUUGACAGUAAUCCCCUGAACAACAAAAACCCGAAUUCCCAUCUCCAACUUCUUUGUAUAAAUUCGAAACUCCAAGAAGCUUUGAAGUACCUGGAGUCGAUGCAAGAAUUACAGAUUCCAUUAGAUGAAGACGCGGCAAUUGCUAUGGUGAGACUUUGUGAGUGGAAACGAGCUUUCGAAGAAGGUUCUAAGGUUUACUUUUAUAUAUCUAAUUCGAGUAAUUCGUUGAGUCUUAGGCUUGGUAAUGCUUUGUUGGGUAUGUUUGUAAGGUUUGGGAAACUGGGUGAUGCUUGGUACGUGUUCGGUAAAAUGCUAGAAAGAGAUGUUUUUUCUUGGAAUGUUUUGAUUAGUGGGUAUGCGAAAAAAGGGUUCUUCGAUGAAGCUUUGUGCUUGUAUCAUAGGAUGUUGUGGGUCGGUUUUAAGCCUGAUGUUUAUACUUUUCCCUGCGUUUUGAGAACUUGCGGUGCUGUUCCGAAUUUGGAAAGAGGUAAAGAGGUUCAUGUUCAUGUUAUUAGGUUCGGGUUUGAAGCAGAUGUUGAUGUGGUUAAUGCUUUGAUAACUAUGUAUGUAAAGUGUGGAGAUUUACCAAGAGCGAGGUUAUUGUUUGGUAAAAUGGCUAGGAGAGAUAGGAUAUCUUGGAAUGCGAUCAUUUCGGGGUAUUUUGAGAAUGGGGAGUGCUUGGAAGGGAUAAGGUUGUUUUUUAAGAUGCGUGAGCAUAGGUUUGAUCCAGAUUUGAUGACUAUGACGAGUGUGAUCUCUGCAUGUGAGAGCCUAGGUGAUGAGAGAUUAGGCAGAGAAAUUCAUGGAUAUGUGGUUGUAACAGGGAUGUCAGCCGAUGUUUGGGUUUGUAAUUCUUUGAUUCAAAUGUACUCAAGUUUUGCAUGUUGGGAAACAGCGGAGAAAGUUUUCAAUAAGAUGGAAUGGAGGGAUGUAGUUUCUUGGACAGCAAUGAUCUCGGGUUAUGAGAACAACGAACUCCCUGAUAAAGCUGUGGAUACUUACAGAAUGAUGGGGGAGCAGGGAUUCAUGCCUGAUGAAGUCACUUUAGCCAGUGUUCUUUCAGCUUGUGCUUGUUUAGGAAAGCUAGAUAUGGGAAUAAAGCUUCAUGAACUUGCUAAAAAGACAGGCCUCAUAUCUUAUAUUAUAGUUGCUAACACCUUAAUUGAUAUGUAUUCCAAGUGUAAAUGUAUUGAUAAGGCUCUAGAAGUGUUCCACAACAUUCCUGACAAGGAUGUCAUUUCUUGGACUGCUAUCAUUUUGGGACUUCGGCUUAACAAUCGGUGCUUUGAAGCAUUGAUUUUCUUUCGGCAAAUGAAACUGAGUUUAAAACCAAAUUCUGUGACAUUGGUGUCUGUUCUAUCUGCAUGUGCUAGGAUAGGUGGAUUGAUGUGUGGAAAAGAGAUUCAUGCAUAUGCAUUGAGGACCGGCAUGGCACUUGAUGGUUUCCUACCCAAUGCACUUCUGGACAUGUAUGUAAGGUGUGGAAGGAUGGGACCUGCUUGGAACCAAUUUAACUCGCAGAGAAAAGAUGUUUCGGCAUGGAAUAUUCUGCUGACAGGAUAUGCACAGCAGGGUCAAGGGAAACAGGCUGUGGAGUUCUUCAAUAGAAUGGUCAAAUCUAAUGUCAGUCCAGAUGAGAUUACAUUUAUUCCACUCCUAUGUGCUUGUAGUAAAUCGGAAAUGGUAACGGAAGGUUUGAAGUAUUUUAAUAGCAUGGAACUGAAAUUUGGUGUCACCCCAAAUUUGAAGCACUAUGCGUGUGUGGUAGAUUUGCUCGGCCGUGCUGGGCAGUUGGAGGAGGCUUAUGAGUUUAUUCAGGAAAUGCCUAUAAAGCCAGAUCCAGCUAUAUGGGGAGCCUUGUUAAAUGCAUGUAGAAUUCACCGCCAUGUUGAGCUUGGUGAAUUUGCAGCUCAACGUAUUUUUGAAAGUGAUGGAAAUGUUGGGUAUUAUGUUUUGUUAUGUAAUCUGUAUGCAAACAGUAGUAAAUGGGAUGAAGUUGCAAAAGUUCGAAAGAUGAUGAAAGAUGAUGGACUAAUCAUUGAUCCUGGAUGCAGUUGGGUGGAAAUUAAGGGGAAAAUCCAUGCUUUCCUCAGCGGUGAUGAUUGUCAUCCUCAAAUAAAUGAAAUAAAUGCACUUUUAGAAGGAAUUUAUGAGAAAAUGAGGGUAGCUGGCAUGGGUGGUCCAAAAUGUGAUUCCAUGGGUGAAGUUGAACUUUCAAAAGCUGAGAUUUUAUGUGGGCAUAGUGAGAGACUAGCUGUUGCAUUUGGUCUCAUUAAUACUGUUCCUGGAACACCUAUUUGGGUAACAAAGAAUCUCUAUAUGUGCCAAAGGUGUCACAGUACCAUUAAAUCCAUCUCCAAGAUUGUACGAAGGGAGAUUUCUAUUAGGGAUACUGAAGAAUUCCACCAUUUCAAGGACGGCAUCUGUUCUUGUGGUGAUGUGGAAAUAUUAGGGAAAGCUUGACAAAUAAGUUUUCGAAAGAAAUUGGGAAGUUAUUAACUCCCGUGGAGAAUGUAGAAAUGUAAAAGGCAGCUUAAAUGUUGCAAUCUGAAAAUUGUAUUAUCGGUCCACGCAUCAUGGAUCACCCAGUUAAUAUUGAAACAUGUAUAACACAGAAAGACUCAGAAGCUUGGAAGAAUGCUGUAGAAUCAUCUUGAAUGUAGAUGCUCCAAUUGCAUGAACAGCCAAAAAGCUUCUUUUCUGUUCGCUUGGGGAUGUACUUUUGAACUAGGGAAACAGCAUUAAGAUUGUGGCCUGGUGCUCAGAGAAGCUCGGCAGACUCCAUUUUCCUGAAUUAUAAACUUAAAGCAUAUGUGUGUCGAUUCCGUUUUUCAAAGGUGGAGAAGCUCCUUUUGGUUCUACAGAUUUCGAUGCUGGACAGGUUUCUUGAGUUCCCUUCCUCUGCUUAUGACAGCUCCUUGAACCGGAAUAAUAACACAUAUAGGCUUGUGAUAUAGUGAAAUUGGUACUUGGAUAAGCUCCGGUCCACCCCUUCUGGUUAUUGAUAGGGGAGGCACAUGCCUUUGUUUUAGUUAUGGUAAAGUGUUGUCUGCUACUCUGCUUUCCCCCGUAAUGUUAUAUUUCUCCUGUAAAGUAAAAUCAAAUUUCACAGCAGUAUCAUAUUGAAAUACAUCUGUUUUUGCUC
Molecule: messenger RNA, 3455 nt
Organism: Hibiscus syriacus
Lineage: Eukaryota; Viridiplantae; Streptophyta; Magnoliopsida; Malvales; Malvaceae
Product: pentatricopeptide repeat-containing protein At1g15510, chloroplastic-like
Exons: 1
Coding region: 155-2773 (872 amino acids)
Biological process (GO): RNA modification
Cellular component (GO): intracellular membrane-bounded organelle
Molecular function (GO): zinc ion binding; protein binding; RNA binding
Source: RefSeq, a predicted model, not a curated record